Rhopalosiphum padi (bird cherry-oat aphid) is the source of this 2416-nucleotide messenger RNA. RefSeq names its product phosphatidylinositol-3-phosphatase SAC1 (gene Sac1). The coding region runs from base 424 to 2238 and encodes 604 amino acids. NCBI's taxonomy places the organism in Eukaryota, Metazoa, Arthropoda, Insecta, Hemiptera, Aphididae. Gene Ontology annotation, cellular component: endoplasmic reticulum. Gene Ontology annotation, molecular function: phosphatidylinositol-4-phosphate phosphatase activity. The record is from RefSeq and is a predicted model, not a curated record. Gene Ontology annotation, biological process: phosphatidylinositol dephosphorylation. The transcript is spliced from 12 exons.
ACGAUAACUGAUUACCACGAUGGCCUAUGACGAUGGCACGGUUAUAAAUUAUGCAUGUUUAUUAAAUGAUAAGACGUGAUAACAGAGCUUUUUUGCUAUAAUCAUCGAACGCGAAUUAUUUUUUUUUGUAUAGAUAUUAGAUAGAAACAAUAUGCUGAUUGCUACUACGACCACAUAACAACAAUAAAUUAUUAUUAUUAUUGUUUACGUUUUAGUCAAACAAAGUGUACUUAGUACGGUUUUAGAUAUUCAUAAAUCGGGGUACUUUCUAUAAGAUUAUUUACUAUUUUAAACUGUGCGACUGCGUCAGGUACCCAUCAUCGGCCACUGAAUGAUCGAAGAUAUCCUAGAUUUUUUUAACCGUUUUUAUAAGUGAAUUAUUAGUUAUAUUUUUUGUUUUUCACCGUCAAUAGAUUGAUCAACAUGAACUCUACAAUUGCAGACAUCAAGUCCACUUCGUUAAUCUAUAACGAAUUUAAUAUGUAUAUUUGUCCAAAUAAUAUAUUUAUUGAGCCAUUACAAAACCCAAAUAUAAUAUUGAACAUUGAUCGAAUCGACUUUACCUCUCAAAAACAAACGAAUAAUGGUCAAAUACCAACAGAAAUUAAAAGUCAAAGAAUUGCUGGAAUAUUAGGUGUUGUAAAACUUUUAAUUGGCCCUUAUAUUAUCAUAAUAAAAAAAAAAGAGUUUGUUGGUAAAAUAAAUGGUCAUGAUAUAUGGAAAUUGAUAGAAAUUGAUAUUUUACCAGUACCUAAGACUAAACUUCAUUUAAAUGAAACACAAGACCGAAUGGAUACUGAAUAUUUAAACAUGAUCAAGCAAACUUUUAAUACACCAUAUUAUUAUUUCUCAUAUACGUAUGAUUUAACUCACACUAUGCAGAGGCUGUAUAAUACUUCUACAUCAUUUGUAAAUAUUCCAAUGUAUGAAAGAGCAGACCAGCGAUUUCUGUGGAAUCAUUUUUUACUAAAGAAUUUUUGUAUGGACCAUCAUGAGUUUUGUGUUCCCAUCAUUCAUGGAUUUAUUGCCAUAAAUAAUUGCAUUUUAAAUGGAAAAGAUUUUGUUUGGACGGUAGUAUCUAGACGAUCACGAAAUCGUCAUGGCCCGAGAUUAUUAAAACGUGGUAUUGAUUUGAAUGGAAAUGUCGCAAAUUUUGUUGAGACAGAAAUGAUAGUAGAAUAUAAUAAUACCAAGAGUUCUUAUGUACAGACACGUGGAUCAAUUCCUUUAUAUUGGGCACAAUAUCCAACACUUAAAUAUAAGCCGGCAAUGCAGAUAGCUCAAAAUGAAAACCAUUUAGAAGCAGCUACCAUUCAUUUUAAUGAACAGAUUUCUAUUUACGGUCAACAAAUUUUGAUUAACUUGAUUGAUCAUAGAGGUGCAGAGCAAGAAUUGGAACGCAAUUAUCAUGAUAUUGUUAAUAUGUUGGACAAUAAUAAAAUUAAAUAUGAAGCAUUUGAUUUUCAUAGUGAGUGUAAAAAAAUGAGAUGGGAUAGACUAUCAAUUUUGGUUAAUAGAGUAGCCCAUGAGCAAGAUAAUUUAAAAUAUUUUCUUCUCGGCUCUGAUGGAAAGUUGCUUAUCUUACAAAAAGGAGUAUUUAGAACAAACUGUGUUGACUGUUUGGAUCGAACAAAUGUUGUACAAAGUUUAUUAGGCCGUAGAAUUUUGACUGUUAUGUUACAGAAAAUGGACAUACUAAACUUUGGACAAAAAGUUGAAGAUCAAUUAGAUUUUGAGAGUUUAUUCAAAUCAGUAUGGGCUGAUCAUGCUGAUAUAAUAUCGAUUCAAUACUCUGGAACAGGAGCCUUAAAAACUGAUUUUACGCGAACUGGUAAACGCACUUACAAUGGAAUGUUUAGAGAUUUAAAAAACUCACUUUUGCGGUAUUACAAAAACAAUCUGAGAGAUGGAGUUCGCCAAGAUAGUAUUGAUCUUGUUUUGGGUAAUUAUGUUGUAAACGCUGAGGAAAGUGCAUCUUUAUCCUGUCCUUUAGAAGUUAAACCGGCUCUUAAAUAUUUUAUGUAUCCAAUAAUUUUAAUGAUUGCACUAGCGAUGUUCAUGGCUAACGCAGUGUUUACUUCUGAAUACAACACUGGAACAUAUAUAUUUCUUCUAUUCUGGGGCACAAUGGUGAUGUGUGUUUUGUCGUUAAUAUUUUAUUAUGGAAAAGAGUUUGUUAAUUAUCCACGACUGUCAAGUUUUGACAAUGGAAAAAGACUUCAUCAUCAUCAGUCUUAGUAGUGCAUUCCAACUCAAUUUGAUUAUAACUGUAUGCUACUUUUUAGGAUAUAAUAUAAACUGUUCAACUGUUGUAAAACUUAUGUAUGAAAAAUAACUUGUUAUGGUUUAUUAUCUUUAUUAUUAUUUUAAAAAUGUAUUGAUUAUUUUUAGUAAUAAAAAUUUACUGUAUUAGUGA